CCAGGGAGGGACACAUACGGAGAGAUUCAUUGGAAGCUUCGCUCAAAAAAAAACAAAAAACAAAAAUCGGGAAAUGGCGACAUUGCAGAAAUUCAAGCUUCUGGCAACACAGUGUGCAAUCGCCGGAAGUCCAACACGAAGCCCAAGCAAUAGCCCCGUCAUCCAUCUCCGCCGCCGUAAAACCCUACGAAUGCUGCUCAGUCGCAGCAGCGGUAGUGGACGCCAAUUGUUUCGUGGGGGGGAAUCGCCGGAUCGGCAAGGAGUCGUCCCCGAUUCGAAUCCGCCGGAGAAGAGCAAGGGAUUGCUGAGUCACACCCUUAAGGAUUUGUUCAUCUCUUCCCCUCCGCCAAAAGGAAUACAAGAAGACAAUCUCAGCAAAGCCACGGAGAAGAUCAGAGGCGGCGACUUGGAAGCGUUUCCCUCAUCGAUCAUCAAUCGUGAGGAUGGUUCCGCGGCUCGGCGCUUCACUUUUGGAUCGUAUCGGUUCCGGUUAUUGAGUAGAGCUUGGCGACCUGUGCUGAUUGCUAUUCCGGAGUCAAAAGAAACAGCCUAG
Messenger RNA from Telopea speciosissima, 553 nucleotides. RefSeq lists its product as uncharacterized. NCBI's taxonomy places the organism in Eukaryota, Viridiplantae, Streptophyta, Magnoliopsida, Proteales, Proteaceae. The coding region runs from base 74 to 553 and encodes 159 amino acids. The record is from RefSeq and is a predicted model, not a curated record. The transcript has a single exon.